AUGCUGGUCAGCAAGAGGCUGAAGCGCUUCUUGCAGCUGGUGCCUGGGAAGAAACGCUUUGGCGUGUACAGGUUCCUGCCCUUCUUCUUCGUGCUCGGUGGAGCUAUGGAGUGGUUCAUGAUCAACGUGCGCGUCGGCAAGGAGACCUUCUAUGAUGUUUACCGCAGGAAACAAUCAGAAAGGCAGUACGAGGCACGGAUGAAGAAUGAAUUGUAG
Messenger RNA from Acanthisitta chloris (rifleman), 216 nucleotides. It is a transcript of the gene SMIM4, whose product is annotated as small integral membrane protein 4. The coding region runs from base 1 to 216 and encodes 71 amino acids. The transcript has 2 exons. NCBI's taxonomy places the organism in Eukaryota, Metazoa, Chordata, Aves, Passeriformes, Acanthisittidae. The record is from RefSeq and is a predicted model, not a curated record.